ACUUUUUGGUCGGUUUAAUUCCUUUGUUAGCAGUUCAGAUUUGAAUUUGAAAAUAUCAUGGUUGCAGUUUUUAGGUGUUGGAUGGCCGCAAGGAGUGCUUUAAUCCGCCAAAAUACCCUCGGAAAGUGCGUUUGCAGUUCACAGAGGAUAUCUUCGAAUUGGUCUUUGGAAAUCAGCUCUCAUACCUUAUUCAUUCCAUAUGUGUCAUUAACGUUUUUGCUGGAAUGAUCUUGAAUAAAUAAAUACAAAUACAGUAUUCUACCAGCAGCUCUCCAUCAUGUUGGAAGCCUAAAAGUAUUCUUUAUAUGUGAAGUUCAGUGUGAAUAUUCUGAUAUUAAAACAGGAAGAAUGUGUUUAACAAUCUCUGAUAUUUUUAACCUGGUGCAUGUGUGAUUGUGAGAAGUGCUGUCCAAGAAGGUUAGAGAUAGAGAUGUGAAAGCAAGCUCUCCAAAAAUAGGAUUCAUUGGACUUGGUAAUAUGGGACGUCCAAUGGCUCAGAAUGUUCUUGCUAAGUACCAUGAUUUGUUGGUUUAUGAUGUUCACCAUGAAGCAGUGGAAUCGUUAAAUGAACUGGGAGCUACAGUAUCACAAAGUCCAAAGGAUGUUGCAGCACAGGUUGACUACAUUAUUACAAUGUUACCAAAUAAUGCAUGUGUUCUGGAAGUAUAUCAGGGAGAAAAUGGUAUCUUAAAGUCUGUGAAGAAAGGUGCUCUACUGAUAGACAGCAGUACGGUUGAUCCAGAUGUGUCGAAGGCAGUGGCAGCGACAGCAGAAGCUCAGGGAGUUAUGUUCUUAGACGCACCAGUGUCAGGAGGUGUAAAUGCUGCAAGAUUAGGUCAGUUGACAUUUAUGGUGGGAGGACCAUCAGAAGUGUUUCCUGUAGCACAAGAUCUUCUCUUCACAAUGGGUGCAAGAGUUGUUCACUGUGGUCCAGUGGGAUCUGGUCAGGCUACCAAGAUCUGCAACAAUAUGCUGCUAGGAAUUAGCAUGAUAGGUACAUCAGAAGCAAUGACUCUUGGAAUUAGAUUGGGUCUUGAUCCCAAGGUCCUGAUGAAUAUAGUCAAUUCUAGUUCUGGGCGCUGCUGGUCAUCUGAAGUUUACAGUCCUGUUCCUGGCACUAUGAACAAUGUACCCAGUUCAAAUGAUUAUAAGGGAGGAUUUGGUACAAAACUAAUGGCAAAAGACCUGGGUCUUGCACAGGAAGCUGCUGCUAGAACAACUACCCCAACUCCUCUGGGGUCUUUAGCUUAUGAAUUAUACUGCACCAUGGUGGAUAGUGGAUUUGCUGAUAAGGACUUCUCAUCUGUAUAUCAGUUCCUAACAAGAAAGAAAGUGACCAUUAUUAUUGGGCUUCCAUAUUCUAAGAUGAUCCAAUAAAAGGCCCAGCAUUGCAUAAUAUGUUUUGCAACUAUAACAAGUUGAUAUAUUUCCACGUUAAACAUUAAUUAAAACAUCAGGAAUAAAAUGCCAUAGAUUGUUCAAGCGUGUGUUUCAUGCAUGGGAAUGUGUUUGUCAGCCUCUGAGUUGUGUUUAAAAUCAGAAUAUUUCUAUGCAUUACAGUUACAAAGUAAUAAUCAAUACAAAUUCAACUAUUUCACAAACAGAUUAUAUAUUUGAACAAGUUAGUUAGAUAAAGAUUUGGAUUAAAGUGCUUUUAUAUAAGAACAGUAUUUACCAAACAAUUUUAGGAAAAUAAUAAUUGUACAAUGAUCUUUUCACAUUGUUAAUUAAAUGAUCUCUGGGUAUGUCCUUAUAUAUUACAGGACAUUAAACUUUUAAUUAAAUUUCUGUGUCCCUUCACAUUUCACAUAUUUUCACUAGAAGGAUUGCUUUCCCUUUGUUCUGGUUCCCCUGUUCUGGGCGUACAUUGCAGUUGGGACCAGUCAUUUUACAUAUCCAAGUUUUUAUACGUGCACACACAAGUUUAUCUUACGUAUCAGCAUAUUUUAUUUAGAUACUGAAUUUUCGUUGUAACAUUUAUGGCAGACAACACCUAAAGUGGAAAUGUCUUAGGAGGAGGAAGAAGAAGAUUGACAUUUAAGGGUUAGGACAAACAUUUUAAUUUUCUUGGAAAGUGGUUUAUAUUACAAUGUCAACAAAACCUGUAACUGUUUAGGGCAGUUAUGUUAAAAUAAUAAUACAAAGGAACAUAUUUGCUGUCCCCAUUUAGUUUGACUAAUAUGUAUUUUGUCUUACUUUUUAUUUGUAUUAUUUCUUUUUAUAUGUUAUGGCAGUGGAUUAUAGUUUGUUCAAUAAAAUGUAUGUUUAAAUGAA
Messenger RNA from Zootermopsis nevadensis, 2274 nucleotides. RefSeq names its product 3-hydroxyisobutyrate dehydrogenase, mitochondrial. Gene Ontology annotation, biological process: L-valine catabolic process. Gene Ontology annotation, molecular function: NAD binding; 3-hydroxyisobutyrate dehydrogenase activity; NADP binding. NCBI's taxonomy places the organism in Eukaryota, Metazoa, Arthropoda, Insecta, Blattodea, Termopsidae. The record is from RefSeq and is a predicted model, not a curated record. Gene Ontology annotation, cellular component: mitochondrion.